This is a messenger RNA of Erythranthe guttata (spotted monkey flower), 1168 nucleotides long. The record is from RefSeq and is a predicted model, not a curated record. NCBI's taxonomy places the organism in Eukaryota, Viridiplantae, Streptophyta, Magnoliopsida, Lamiales, Phrymaceae.
UUUGAGGCCUCGCUUGUCGUUGAAGCAAGCUUUACCAGAGGACCCAGACGAAGAAGAAGCGUGUCGGCCGUGGCGCAAGAAGAUCUUGUUUUUCUCACCUCAUUCGGUAAUAAUGGCGUUCAAAUUCAGUUGGGUUUCUCUGAUGAAAAUCUCGCUGUUUCUGUUGCUGAUUGGUGCAAUUGUGAUUGCUUGCUUCACUCUCCCGAUGAAAAGAUAUUGAAGGAUUUCUUAUUAUGGAUCGAGAAAGAUCUUGGUCCGUGGGGCCCACUAGUGCUAGCUCUUGCAUACAUUCCUUUAACCGUGUUGGCUGUUCCAGCUUCAGUACUUACGCUCGGUGGUGGAUAUCUCUUUGGCUUGCCCGUGGGUUUUGUUGCCGAUUCUAUUGGUGCAACAAUUGGUGCUGGAGCUGCAUUUCUCCUCGGUCGAACAAUCGGAAGGUCGUAUGUUAUUUCCAAGUUAAAAGACUACCCUAAGUUCCGCGCUAUCGCGAUUGCAAUUCAGCGAUCUGGAUUUAAGAUUGUACUGCUGCUUAGGCUUGUACCUUUACUUCCGUUUACCAUGUUGACUUAUCUCUUAUCGGUGACACCGGUACCUAUAGCUCUAUACAUGCUAGCUUCGUGCUUGGGUAUGAUGCCAAUUACUUUUGCGUUGGUCUAUGUUGGGACAACUUUAAAGGAUCUUUCCGAUGUUACACAUGGAUGGCACGACUUCUCAAAAACCCGAUGGGCAUUUAUUCUAAUGGGUCUCGUGGUAUCCGUGGUGUUACUGGUUUGUGUUACUAGGGUUGCAAAGGCUGCUUUAGAGAAAGCAUUGGCCGAAAACGAGGAUACAGAUAUCGAUAUUCUUUCGCCGCAAUUACCGGUUAAGGCGGGCCCCACUCUAAAUCUCCACGAGCCGCUUAUAAUAAGGAUCGAUUCCCCUCAAGACAAUCACGAGAAAUAGUUUUUUUUUGUUGAAGUGUAAAUUCUUUACUCGUUUUCUAAUCGGCUUCUUUUCCAAGCGAUGCUUGAUAUUCCAUCUGUACAGCCGAUUUUUUAAUUUUUUUUUUGCGAUAUAUAUAGUCUAGCUAUAUUUUACACCAUAUUGAGAUAGUCAUAGAUAUAACUUAUAAGUUCAAUAAAGCAACAAAUUUUACUUCUUGAAUAGUGACAUUUCUAUAAGUUCUUGA